AUGAUGAACAAGUUCAUGGAAAGGAAGGUAAAGAACCUUACUGGGACACUUAAGUUCACAUCAGCUGUGAAACUCAAUUCCGAUGCAACUUGUAUCAAUGUGUUACCUUUUAGAGAUUUUGAAGGUUCGAGCAAGUACUUUGUUAUUUGUGAUUCUAGAGGAAGGGUUUAUGUGUUCUUGAGAAAUGGUGAUGUUUUGAUUGAGUUUUUCACCACGGUUGAUUUUCCCGUUACAGCUAUGGUUUUAAGCGGGAAGCUCACAGUGUUGACUGAGAACAGAACGGUUUAUGGCUCGAGUGUUGACAUCUCACAGAAGGGCCUUGCCCGUGCUGCUAAGAUGCUACGUUUGAAAUUAAACAAGGGACCUUGCAACCUCAAAUCUACUACACUCUAUGAUGGCUCCAUCCUCGAGUUUGAUUCUAGGCUGCAAGACAUUGACGUCGGCACUUGCUUAGAGGUCAUUGAACACAUGGAGGAAGAUCAAGCCUGUCAAUUUGGGAAAACAGUUCUAACCUUGUUCCGCCCGAAACUUCUGAUUAUCUCCACACCAAACUACGAGUGCAACAAAAUUCUACAUAAGCGUGCUCCAGACAACUCAGAAAAGAAAUCCAUUUCACAGCCACUCCAGUUCAGGAACCAUGACCACAAGUUCGAAUGGACAAGGAAACAGUUUAACCAGUGGGCAACUAAGCUCGCCAAAGGCUACCACUACAGCGUCGAGUUCAGCGGUGUUGGUGGGUCUGGCAUAAUAGAUCCCGGAUUUGCUUCUCAGAUUGCUAUUUUUAGACGGAAAUCUUUGUCUGCUGUUAAAAGGAAGGACUCGGAAGGCUCGAUGCAGCCUUAUAAAGUCACUUGGGAAUGGACAAGAAGAAAUGGAGACAAAAAAGACUAAUCUUUGGUUUACAAGAGUAUCAUCAACCAGAAUA
Camelina sativa (false flax) is the source of this 925-nucleotide messenger RNA. The record is from RefSeq and is a predicted model, not a curated record. NCBI's taxonomy places the organism in Eukaryota, Viridiplantae, Streptophyta, Magnoliopsida, Brassicales, Brassicaceae.